AUGCGUCCUCCAGGCCCCAGCGCCUCCAGAAGCCACCUAGUCCAGGAAGCAGUUUCCGGACCCAGGAGGGCUAGCAGUCCUUUGUGGGCUAGCCUGGGCACAGUGCCACCGCGCACAACUUUCCGUCCGUGGGAAAUGAGUUCUCCUUCCCAGGGCCCUCCCACCACUCGCAGGCCGCGGGGCGAGCCUUUCCCCUACCCUCGCUGGCCCAGUGCCCAGGCAGCCCCAGGCCCCGGGGCGCGCCGGGCCCCGCUGCGCACGCUAGCAGCGCCCCCUCUCCCGCGGCCCGGCCACCCAAGGUCACGCGGCGGCCGCCCGCACCCUCGCCGGCGUGGGCCUCCUGCGCGAUCAGCCCGGCCCCGCGCGCUCCCCGCCCAGGCCUCCGCUCGGCCACUUCCUGCUCCGCUCCGCUCCGCUCCGCUCCGCUCCGAGGCGCCGCGCGGCCGGGAACAAAGCGAGGUGGCCGCGGCCCGGAACAGGGCGCGGCGCGGGCACUCACCGGGCCGCCGCGUGCGGGCGACGGGGCCUAGCCGGGCCGCGGCCUCGGGCGCCCGCCGCUCCGCAUCCCGCGGGCGGGCGCUGGGCGGGGCCGGCUGGAGGCAGCGGCGGCCGGGCGCGCGCUGCUGGCCGGGUCUAGGCCGCCGCGGUGCCGGCCGCCGGGCGCUGCUCGGUCCGCUCCGCCUGUCCGGGACUCGCGUGCGCUGCCGCGCUGGGCCGCCCGCCGCCCGCCCGCCGCCGCCUCGGUGCUGCCGCCGCCGCCGCCGCCGCCGCCGCCGGCCCGCCUUCUCCCCGCCCCGCGCCCGCGCCGCCCGCCCACAUCCGCCUCCGCCGCCCCGGGCGCCCCCGGCGCGGCCCGCGGCCAGGGCGAGGCACCCCGCGAGCGCGAGCGCGGCCCCGCAGGCGCCGCCCUCGGGUGGCCCCAAGCCAGGGCCACGCGGACCCCACGGAGGCCGGCGCGGGGCGCGGAGCGCUCUGACUUUCUCGAGGCCCAACUGUCCCUCCCGGUCUGGGGCGCCGGCACAGCCCGGCCACCGGGGUCCUAGGGAAGGCAGGCUACGGGGCUCAUUGGACUCGCACAGCUGCCCCAGCUCUGAGCACCUCCAGGGCGCUGAGCCCGGCGGGUCUGCGCUGCUCCAGCUGUACCCCCGACCUGAGGGCUACCCUCGGAGACUGAGUCACAGACGCACAAGUCCAGCACUCACCCAGCAAACUUUCACCCCGGGCCCCCGGUCCUCCUCCCCUGCUUCCCCAACCCCGGCAGUGCCACAGGUGAGGAGCACGCCUUACAGCGACUUGCCAGUGACAUGCUCUCCAACAAAAACCGUGGUCCUGACCUCCUUGCCAGGCACAGAGGUCCUCUUCCUGUCCCCUCCUGCAGCUGCCAGCAGCUGCAUAGGACUCAAGUGCCUGAGCCCUGCGCUAAGAGGUCUGGGCAUCGGCUGCAGGGCUUGUGAAGCUGACCGGAGCAAUGUCUCAAGUCGAGGAUACCCCUCCACACUCACCCUUGGGAGAGAAGACUUCCCAAGGCAUCAGGGCACCCUCAAGCCCUCCAAACCGGUUUCCUUGCCCCACAAGAACCAGGUGUCUUCGCUCACUCAUACCUUCCUGACCGACUCCCGCUGGAACACCCUAACCAGGGUGCCAGCCCUGACUUUUCUCCAUGUCACCCCUCUAACACAUCGUGUGGCCUGCCUGCGUAACUCUGGAGGUCUCGCGCUGCUGCUCUUUGGUUGUGUCUUACACCCAUCCCACCAUAUCUGCCCCUAUCCAGUGCCCUCUGACAGUGUGCAUGCCUGCCAGCCCAAGGCCUGCAGCGGGCCCUAA
Messenger RNA from Phodopus roborovskii (desert hamster), 1824 nucleotides. Its product is annotated as basic proline-rich protein-like. Bases 1 to 1824 code for a protein of 607 amino acids. The record is from RefSeq and is a predicted model, not a curated record. NCBI's taxonomy places the organism in Eukaryota, Metazoa, Chordata, Mammalia, Rodentia, Cricetidae. The transcript has 5 exons.